CUAAACCGCCUUCAGCGCCAAGACAACGCGCGCCGCAUUCGAAAACUCCGUUAGCACCUAAAUAACCGUAAAUAGGUGGUGCGCCUACGGAAUUUCCUAGUUUGUCUGGUUGGCGGCGCGCAAUUUUGCCUGCGAAGCGCCAGUUGUUGUUUGGCAACACUUGAGCAAAGCAUUCAUUUCCGGCAGAUUUAUUUGUUUCCUGCGAACGUCGUAAGCGCAGCAUAAGCCCUUCAGCCAGCCAUUCGUUCCACACGAAAUUCGCAUCUCGCAUCGUCACACACGGUUUGAAUUGAGGGUUUCCGCUGCAUUUAAUGUGCAAUAAUCCUUUAGUGUGGAAGUGUCAUAGAUUCAAGUGUUGCAGCACCAGCUGCGUCCUAGUGUGCCGCAGUAGUCUCUAGACUCUGUGUGCACUUGUGUGUGUGUGAGCGCAGGUGGCAAUAUGACUACCAGUGAUGAAUUUUGCCGCGAUCAUUAUGAGCAUCCAUUAUUGUGGUGUGACGACAAGAAACGUUUGGUGGAGCGUAAAAACGCGGAGGAGAGUAUGCGUAUGUGGCGGCGUCGCAAGGCUGAGGAAGUGGCGCGCAAAGAGAAGGACAAAGCUGAGUACUACGAACUGUUUGUUAAGCAUUAUCCCUGGGGUCGUCCUGGUGGCGGCGCGCCUAAUUUGGAUAUCAGACGCAAGGACAUCACAGCUGUUGGCCUGCAUUCCACGCCUACUAUUAGCACCAUGCAUCGCCUGAACUGUUGGCAACCCUGUCGCUACAAUGACUACUUCUCGCAACGUAAAAAAUGCCAUGACCCCGCCACCUGCUAUCAUCAUCAUCUACAUCAUCACAUACCACCAUUGCCGCCUGCACCUCCACCGCCAGCACCGCACGUCACCACCCAUACACACACGGUGCAAACCACCAGCGAUGCUUGUCAUCCCGGAGCCGGCGGCGUGCUGACCGUUUGCGAGCGUAGCGUUGGCGAUGUUGGCGUUGGCGCAAAAUAUGUUGGUGGUGCCACCAAGAGCAAUGUGACCGGCAGCAGCAGCGUUGGUGGCAUUGGUGUUGGUCUGGGCGCCACAAAAAACGGUGAGACUUUGCAUAUAACGCUCAAAGAUCACCCAUCUAUGUCGUUUCGCAAUAAAGGACAUCUCGACAUUGAGGUACGCUACAAACCCGGUGCCGCCGCUGCGGGUGGUAAGGGUAAGCCAUUGCUAGAAAAGAUUGUGGUAUCGGAUAGCGAUAAGUGCCCGUUGGCGCAAGGUGUACAGACGCAGCCAUUGUUAAAGGGUUCGCCACGCAAGAAGAGGCUCGUCGCCAAGCUGGAAAAGCCGCUGAGUAAAGAUCCCUGGGGUAAGGCAGGACCUGGCGGCAAACCGUGGCGCAGUCCGAAAGCGGCGGGUAGCACUUUUAUGAAAUCGCUGGGUUGGACGAACAAGGAAAUGCUGAAAGAUCUCGAUCAGGAUAAUCCCGUUACGCCAGCUGAGAAGCCAACAUUCCGUAAAGUGCGCACCAACAAAAAGGUGCAACGUUGCUGUGAGCUCUGCAUUUGCACCUGCCCCGGCAUGGUUACCAAUAAGGGGUGUGGUGGUGGCGCCGUUGCCAUGCCAGCGUUGAAAAAACCACAUCAAAGCUCAUCUAACAAAGGCCAAAGCCAUGCUACUGCAAUAAAUCCACAAACUACAACAACAACUGCCGCUAUAAAACAAAAACACUGCCCACGCUUUGUACGCCAUUGUGAAGCGCCAACUUUGGGCACGAGCAACACGAACAAUACCGAGCCGACCAGUGCCAAUACGGGUGGUGAGGGGGUGGAAUUGGUGCCGUUGUUGGCACGUCGACGCGCCAAUGCACGCCCCGUUAGCCUUUCCAGCACGGAUGUGACCAAGCGCACCGCCUCCAAAGAUAGGUACGCAUGCAACAUGAUUAGUCGUAGCAAAUAUCUGCAACAUUUGCAACAACUACACUGCAACAAUAGCAAUAAUAUCAAUAUCAACAAUAUGAAUAACAGCAACAACAAUAAUAAUAAGACUAGCAGCAGCAUUAGCAAAUGCAAAAUCAAACGCAAUAUUGCCAACAAAAUUUGUAACCUUAGCAAUGCGCUCAGCCACAACAACAACAGCAAUGACAUUAAUAUCAUGAAUAGUAAUGAAAAUAGUAGCAGCGACACUUCAUGUUGCUUAAAGAAAUUCACUUUGCAUAUACGCUAAGCUUUUUAAUAACAUCGGAGUUAUGCUUGAGCUUUCGCUAAGAUUUUUAACGCUAUGAAGGCAAUGUUUAUGCUUUGGCUUAACGUGUUUUCGGGGUAUUAUCAUAGCCGUAAUAGGGACUAAAUUUUUGGGCGUAGUUGAAUUACGUAUGGAAUGGAAGUUAUCGAAAACGGCUUCCAUUCUUUUUUCGUAUAGAGUUCCAGGGUUAAAGCUAUAUAAGCUUAUAGUAAGCUUUUAUACUUUCAAUUAAAUAUUUAGUGAAAUAAUAAACUUUUAAAGUAUAUUUAUUAGUUA
This is a messenger RNA of Bactrocera tryoni, 2491 nucleotides long. RefSeq lists its product as uncharacterized. NCBI's taxonomy places the organism in Eukaryota, Metazoa, Arthropoda, Insecta, Diptera, Tephritidae. The transcript has 6 exons. The record is from RefSeq and is a predicted model, not a curated record. Bases 440 to 2197 code for a protein of 585 amino acids.